Messenger RNA from Vollenhovia emeryi, 1425 nucleotides. RefSeq names its product protein pelota. Gene Ontology annotation, biological process: RNA surveillance; nuclear-transcribed mRNA catabolic process, non-stop decay; ribosome disassembly. Bases 187 to 1347 code for a protein of 386 amino acids. The transcript has 10 exons. Gene Ontology annotation, cellular component: cytoplasm. The record is from RefSeq and is a predicted model, not a curated record. Lineage: Eukaryota; Metazoa; Arthropoda; Insecta; Hymenoptera; Formicidae.
UUGAGGUUAUCUACCAAUCGCAUUACGAAGGUUGCGAAUGAAUCGUCGGUCGAAGAGCGUGAGGUAUCAUGUUUGACAUAUGGAAUAAUUUAUCGUGCAACGCUUCGAGUAAAGAAAAUAUGAAUUCAAUAAUGUUCCUAAAAGUAUAAUCGUGCAAUAAAUACAAAGAUAGAAAUACUCCUCAAGAUGAAGUUAGUAUCAAGACACGUAGAUAAAGAUGGAGAAGGGCGCGUGUCCCUUGUCCCAGAAAAUACGGAGGAUAUGUGGCACGCAUAUAAUCUCAUUAGCGAAGGAGACUUCGUCAGCUGUUCCACUAUCAGGAAAGUGCAAAUGGAGUCUGCGACUGGUAGCUCUAACAGCUACAGAGUCCGAACUACUCUAACGAUAUGUGUAGAAAAUAUUGAUUUUGAUACGCAAGCAUGUGUUCUACGACUUAAAGGUAGAAACGUGGAAGAAAAUAAGUAUGUUAAGACAGGAGCAUAUCACACUCUUGACGUAGAACAAAAUCGUAAAUUCAGUAUCACCAAAGCUAAAUGGGAUUCUAUUUCUUUGGAAAGAGUCGAUACUGCAUGCGAUCCUGCACAGAAUGCUGAUGUAGCUGCUGCAAUUAUGCAAGAAGGCAUAGCACAAAUUUGCUUGAUAACUUCCAACAUGACAAUAGUCCGUACGAAAAUUGACCAAGUUAUACCAAGGAAGAGGAAAGGACAUGUUUCGCAACAUGAAAAGGGCUUGGCACGAUUUUACGAGAGCAUCAUGCAAGGCAUAAUAAGACACAUCAAUUUCGACCUAGUGAAAUGCGUUAUCCUUGCCAGCCCUGGCUUUGUGAAAGAUCAGUUUAUGGAUUACAUGAUACAACAAGCGGUUAAAUCUGAUAAUAAAGUUAUCCUAGAUAAUAAAAGUAAAUUUUUGCUAGUACAUACUAGUUCAGGUUUUAAGCACUCAUUAAAAGAGGUUCUAGCUGAUCCUGCAGUUAUCUCUCGAAUUUCCGAUACUAAAGCAGCAGGAGAGGUAAGGGCUUUAGAAGCAUUUUAUAAUACUCUACAGAUGGACCCUGCUAGAGCGUUUUAUGGCAAGAAACAUGUUGAAAAAGCCAGCGCUGCUCAAGCAGUGGAAACUCUACUUAUAUCAGAUAAAUUAUUCAGGUGUCAAGAUAUAGCAUUGAGAAAGGAAUAUGUUCAGCUGGUUGAAAACGUAAAAGACUCGGGUGCCGAUGUCAAAAUAUUUUCUAGUUUACAUGUCUCGGGUGAACAAUUAGAGCAAUUAACUGGGAUAGCAGCUUUAUUACGUUUUCCUAUGCCGGAGCUGGAGGAUGAAAGUGAGGAUGGUAGCGACUCGGAGGAAGAUUAGAAGUACUAUCGAGAUAUGCUAACAGUUUUGUAUAUAUUUGUGCUGUGCGCAAUAAAAAAAAUAUCUCAAUAGUAAAAA